Molecule: messenger RNA, 1053 nt
Organism: Aspergillus melleus
Lineage: Eukaryota; Fungi; Ascomycota; Eurotiomycetes; Eurotiales; Aspergillaceae
Gene: encD
Product: Fe(2+)/2-oxoglutarate-dependent oxygenase encD
Exons: 3
Coding region: 1-1053 (350 amino acids)
Molecular function (GO): dioxygenase activity
Source: RefSeq, a predicted model, not a curated record
AUGUCCAAGUCUUUCGCUCCACCCAUCCUCGACUUCUCGCCCUUCUACGGCGACGACUCCGCCGCGAAAGCCAAGCUCGUCGACCAGAUCCGCGAAUGUUGUCUGUACAACGGUUUCUUCCAGAUCACGAACCAUCGCGUUCCAUUGGAUCUGCAGAAACGGGUCAUGAAGUGCGCGCAGCGAUUCUUCGAACUGCCGUUGGAUGAGAAGAUGAGUAUUGACAAAAAUAAAAACACCUUCAACCGCGGCUACGAACUCCUUCGCUCCCAAAUGCUCGAAGUCGGCACGGGCCCCGAACUCAAAGAGGGCCUGUACAUCGGCGAAGAAAUUCCCCUUGACCAUCCCUACUACCUGCAACAGAAACUCAACUCCGGUCCCAACCAAUGGCCCGCCAGCGUAUCUGACGCGGAGGAGUUCCGUACAACAUCCAUGGAAUACUACCAAGCGGUGAUGGAGCUGGCGAAAGAUAUCCUCGGUAUCUUGGCCCUCACGUUGCAUGUUGAGAGCGAUUAUUUUCAACCCCUUACUGAUGGUGCGGUCGCGACCAUGCGGUAUCUGCAUUAUCCGGCCCAGCCGAAGGAUCAGGAUGAGAAGUUGAAUCGGGGGAUUGGCGCGCAUACGGACUUUGGGUGUGUGACGCUGUUGCUGCAGGAUGAGGUCGAUGGGUUGCAGGUUUUGGAUGUGCCGAGUGGGGAGUGGUUGGAUGUACAACCUGUCCCCGGUGCCUACGUAAUUAACCUCGGUGAUCUGUUCAUGCGCAUGGCAAACGACAAGUACAAAUCCAACAUCCAUCGUGUGAUCAACAAGUCCGGCCGAGAGCGAUACUCCAUCCCCUUCUUCUUCAGCGGCAACCCGGACUAUCUUUGCGAGUGUCUGCCUAACUGUCGGGAGGACGGCGAGCCGGCAAAGUAUCCGCCCAUCACGGUGCAGGAUAUGGUCAAGGGGGCGUAUAAGGAGAGUUACGGUCGUGCGGAGAAGUACAAGUUGGAGAUGAUGAUGAAGGAGGAUCGGAAGUUGGAACUGGGGCCUGCGAGCACUGCUGUGGGGGCUUAG